Molecule: messenger RNA, 2319 nt
Organism: Coturnix japonica (Japanese quail)
Lineage: Eukaryota; Metazoa; Chordata; Aves; Galliformes; Phasianidae
Source: RefSeq, a predicted model, not a curated record
GCCAUCCCCACGUACGGCACGGGCGGGGAGCGGCGGCUGAGGCGGAGCGAGCGGGGCCGGGGGGGGCGGCGAGACACGGAGCGCGGCACGACGAGAGGAGGCGGCGGGAGCGGCAGCUGUCAGCUUGGAGCAAGGGAAUAAGGAUCACUAGCAAACUGAAAAGCACAAAGCUGCAAGAUGUCAGGCCGCAGUGGGAAGAAGAAAAUGUCCAAGCUGUCACGCUCCAGCAGGGCAGGUGUUAUUUUCCCCGUGGGGAGGAUGAUGCGCUACUUAAAGAAAGGAACAUACAAGUACCGAAUAGGUGUUGGAGCACCGGUUUACAUGGCAGCUGUCAUAGAGUAUCUAGCAGCUGAAAUUCUAGAACUGGCAGGAAAUGCAGCAAGAGACAACAAGAAAGGAAGAAUUGCCCCCAGACACAUCCUCCUGGCAGUAGCAAAUGAUGAAGAGCUGAAUCAGUUGCUAAAAGGUGUGACUAUAGCAAGUGGAGGGGUCCUGCCCAGAAUUCAGCCAGAGCUUCUAGCCAAGAAACGGGGUGCCAAAGGCAAAUCUGAGACGAUCCUUUCCCCUGCUCCUGAGAAGAAGGGAAGGAAAUCCAUAGUGAACAAAAAGAGUGGGAAGAAAACAAAGUCUAACAAGGCUCGGACACCUAAAAAGAAUAAACAGAAGGACAAUGAAAAGGAAGGAGCUUCAAAUUCAACAUCUGAAGAUGGACCUGGGGAUGGUUUCACCAUCUUGUCCUCCAAGAGCCUUGUGCCAGGACAAAAGCUUUCUCUGACACAGAGUGACAUCAGCCAUAUUGGCUCCAUGAAAGUAGAAGGCAUCGUUCACCCCACAACUGCUGAAAUAGACCUCAAGGAGGAAAUAGGCAAAGCUUUGGAAAAGGCAGGAGGGAAAGAGUUUUUAGAAACAGUGAAGGAGCUUCGCAAAUCUCAAGGACCUUUGGAAGUUGCUGAAGUUGUUGCUGGUAUGGACAGCCUGUUUGAGGACAGGGAGUUGAGGGGGAAAGGAAGAGGAGUAGGAUACCUUUGUGCUGUGUACAUCCUGUCUUUGUACUUUGAAGCACCACCGUAAGUUCCAGCAGGCAAUUCCUGUCUGUGGGAGUCUGAAAGUGAAGGGAAACUUCUGCUUUCACCUCUGUGCCAUCUUUCCUCUCCCAUUUGCACCACAUUUCUUAGUGAGAAUUAGAGACAGCUCUUAGCCUAACCUAUGAGCUGUAUGAACAACGGUAAUUUAUAAAUUAUCCUGCUUUAUACUGAACAAUGCAACCAAAGCAACUAUCUUUGCACACAAAUAAAGGUAGAAGUGAUAGAAUCACAAGAACUAGGAUGUGUUUUGAAGAGCAGUUGGUGCUCUUCUCCCAGGCAUUACAGCUACAUUAUUGAAAUACAAAUUACAAAAGAGCUAAGAAAUAGAUUCCUUUUAGCUAGUUCCAGGAAAGAAGAUAAUCUUAGCUUAAUGGAAGGAAAAUUGUACUCUGUCAGACAAGUACUGUUGUGUUGGUAUGUUUGAAGUUACCACUUCCACUGGUUUUGAGGCAAAUAAUAAAAGGAGUUUUAUCACUGGAGAUCUACUGCAAACACUUGGGCUCCAGCCUAACAGGCCUUGAAUUCAAGUGCUGUUCACAGGAUACCUGUGUUGUUUUAUGGUCAAAGUUCUUCUCUUGUGCUUGAAAUUUAAAGGUGUGGACAGGGAACUAGAAACACAUUCUUCACUUUUGGAUAUUAAUUGCACACCUGAUUUCUGGGUGUUCAACCCAAGAUUCCCCAAAGCCCAGAUUUUAGAAGUGCUAACUUCAAAUUGGACACAACCGGUGGAUGCUUCCAGUAGCCAUCUUUGUUUUUUCAGAACGUUGUCUGAAAUGGCUUAGCUGUGAAGGUGGUCCAGGUAUUGCUCCCUAGUGCUCUGGAAAUGCAAUGGUGAUGCAGGAUUUACGCAGAGCGUUCAGAUGAGGCUGUGACAGCACUGCAGAAAUGGCUGCUGGGGAGUUAAUGAUUCGGAGUUCAGGACAAGGUUUCAAGUGUUUGCAUGUUACAGAGAGUGCCUGGAUGAGUGAGCCUUUAAACAUCACUGAAUAACUGUUAAUCAAAUGAACCCUGGGUUCGUCGGUCCUCAAAGAAAUAAUAAUUGAUCACACAAGUAAUGAUAGUACAGAUGUAUGACUGUGAAUGAGUCAUCGUGGCUUGCUUUAAUUCCCAGUGGAUUUCUUUUGAAGAGGUAAUGUUACGAAGACAGAUUGAGAUGGUUGAAUAGAUCGAAAUGACUCGAUUGAGAAGUUAUUGCAAGGUGGUUUCUAUUCAAAACUAAUCGUUAUGUCUUUCA